GUUCCCUACCCAGAAAUAAAGAUGGAGAAGGUGUGGAUUACCCCUGACUGGUGCAAUUUCACUCUUCAUUGUUCUGCCCCAACAAAGUCAUCAGCUCUGUCCUACAGUUGGAUGUACAGACACAAAGAGCGGUACCAGCCCUAUACCACUGGUACCACAAUCCAUGUGUCACUGCAGCCUGAAUCCUGGGAUGGGGAAUAUCUGUGCUUCAUACACAACCCGGCUGAUCACAAAAAUGUCUCUAUUACUGCUCAGCAAGUCUGCAAUGAAACCAGUCUCACAGAAGGCACAGCUGAUAAAAGCUGCAGGAUGAAGCUGUACAUCUACCUGCCAAUACUCACUGCUCUCUCCUUGUCACUAGCAGCUCUCAUCAUUGUCAUAAGAACUAAAAAGCAAGAACAUCACUAACAGACAUUCCCUGUAUUUCUGCAACUGAAGGAAACGGCAUUGAGAACCUUUUAGCCCUUGCGUUUUUUCUGUACACAGAUAAUGAAGAGCACAGAUAUUGGUGUGUGGCAUAUUGGUAUUGCUGUUCUGCACAACUGCAUGAAUCGGCUCAAUUACUGAUACUGAUGUACAGGUAUGGGACCUGUUAUCUAGACUGUUUAGGACCUGGGG
Xenopus laevis (African clawed frog) is the source of this 618-nucleotide messenger RNA. RefSeq names its product SLAM family member 5-like. The coding region runs from base 22 to 408 and encodes 128 amino acids. The transcript is spliced from 2 exons. The record is from RefSeq and is a predicted model, not a curated record. Lineage: Eukaryota; Metazoa; Chordata; Amphibia; Anura; Pipidae.